This is a messenger RNA of Fusarium musae, 1053 nucleotides long. RefSeq lists its product as uncharacterized. The record is from RefSeq and is a predicted model, not a curated record. The transcript has a single exon. NCBI's taxonomy places the organism in Eukaryota, Fungi, Ascomycota, Sordariomycetes, Hypocreales, Nectriaceae. The coding region runs from base 1 to 1053 and encodes 350 amino acids.
AUGUAUCUGCAACAAGUGUUAAUGAGACGUACAGGCACCCAGGAAAUCAACGCGUACGAAUUCAACACCCGCGGCCACAAUGUCAUCCUGGUUGACACGCCUGGUUUCAAUGAUACCUACAAAUCUGACGCCGAGAUUCUACUUGACCUGGCAAAGUGGCUCGAAGUGAUGUAUCGUCAGAAUGCAAAGCUGACGGGUAUACUCUAUCUGCACCGUAUCACCGAUGUACGUAUGGAGGGGAGCGCGUUGAGGAACCUCAAGAUGUUUCGCAAACUCUGCGGAGAUGAUCCAAUGAAAAAUGUCACGAUUCUAUCUACCUUUUGGGGGAGGGACAAUAGAGAGGUGGCUAUUGCUCACGAAGACGAACUCAAAAGCAACCCCAAUUUCUGGGGCAGCAUGAUUGAAUACGGGGCCCAGGUGCAGCGUUUCGAUGGAACUCAGGAAUGUGCGCUCGAUGUCCUGAUGUCCUUUGCCACCAAGGCCACCAUGACACUUGAUAUCCAACGCGAACUUGUGGAUGAAGAAAAGCUUCUUGGUGAGACUGCUGCUGGAAACGCGGUCAACGAAGAGUUGCACCGUCUCGAGACCAAGUACCGAGAUGAGCUUGACCGUAUCCAAAAAGAGACUACUGAAGCUCUUGCGGAAAGAGAUUUGCAGUAUGAGAAGAUCCUGAACCUGGAACGAGAGAGGAUGGAGCAAAAGCUUGACCGCAUCCACUCCGACCAGGAAAUGCUUCGUCAGGAACGAAGAGAAGAAAUCCGGCGGAUCGAGAAUGACAACAAGCUACUCCAGAACAAAUACGACGCCAAGCUUAAAGAGCAGCAGCUUGAGGCAGAACGUAUUCGCGAGCAAGACAGAGCCGAAAUGAGAGAGCAGAUGCAAAACAGCGAGGCAUUGAUUGAGGCUCUGAAGACGCAGAAAAGUAAUGAUGAAUUACUUAAGAUCGGCGGUAGAGUCACGCAGGUUGCUGCCCUGGGAGUAAUGGCGGCUUUUGACCCUAACACUAUUCCUGUGGUUCUGGCAUCAUUAGUAGACUUGGCGAAAGAGUUUUGA